Molecule: messenger RNA, 695 nt
Organism: Helianthus annuus (common sunflower)
Lineage: Eukaryota; Viridiplantae; Streptophyta; Magnoliopsida; Asterales; Asteraceae
Product: dormancy-associated protein 2
Exons: 2
Coding region: 53-493 (146 amino acids)
Source: RefSeq, a predicted model, not a curated record
GACCAGUAACACCCUAGUUUCCUCAUCUUACAUUUGAUAUUUGUAAGUGAAAAUGGCUUCAAAGACGUUUCUUCUUCUUGCCCUGGCUUUUGCCGUCGUUCUUCUCAUUAUCUCAGAAGUCGCUGCCGCUAAAGAAUUAGCCUCCAACCAUGACGGUGAGGUUGACGACUUUGGAGGAUACAAUGGCGGUGGACGUGGAGGGUACAACAAUGGUGGUGGAGGGUACAACAACGGUGGUGGACGUGGAGGGUACAACAACGGUGGAGGACGUGGAGGGUACAACAACGGUGGUGGACGUGGAGGAUACAACAACGGUGGUGGACGUGGAGGAUACAACAACGGUGGUGGACGUGGAGGAUACAAUGGUGGUGGUGGAAGACAUGGAGGUUGCAGAUACGGUUGCUGCGGCGGUGGACGUUACUACAACGGAGGAGGUUGUAGGUGUUGCUCCUCGUUUGCAGAGGCAACUGCCUACAAACAAACUCAAAACUGAUAAGGGAAUCGUAUAUGAGAAAGAUGUUUUACCAUGCUAUAUCAUGCAUCAUGUGCUUCUUAUAUAUGUAGUAAGUGGCAUGUAUUCUUUCUAAAGAAACAUGCAAUUGCCAAUUAGUAUGUGUUAAAUAAAAGUGGAGUUCGAAUCACAAAUGCGUUGUAAUAAUUUACUCAUGCAAUAAUAUUUUCCUUUUUCUAGCUCA